AUGGACGACAACUUGGCCGCUGAGAUCGCCAUGAUAGAGGCAGAGCUCGAGGCGGACCGCCAGUUUCGCGAGCAGCAGCAGCAGCAGCAACAACAGCAGCAGCAGCAGCAGCAGCCGUUCGGCUCCCUGGAGACUGGGGGCGUCUUCGACAGGGCUCCCCCUGCGGAGCGUAACGUCCACCCCGCACAGCGGCCGCGGGCGUUCGCCCACGGCGGCGACCCCGCGGCGGCGGCGCAGCAGAAGCAGGUCGGUGGGCAAGCCGCGAUGGCCCCAACGUCGGGGCAACCGCACCAGUUCUCCAAGGAUAGCGACGGCCGCUCCGUAUUUGUGGGAAACCUGCCGAAGGGCGAGAACGGCGGUCCCACCACCACUCCGGAGGAGUUGGCGCAGUUCUUCGCCGACUGCGGGCAAAUCCUGAACUGCACCGUCCUGCGGGACCGCGCGACGGGUGAGCUGAAGGGCACGGCGUACCUCGAGUUUGCCUCCUACACAGCCAUGGGGAAGGCCAUUGACACAAAGAACAACGCCAGCUUCAAGGGAAGUACCAUUAUUGUAUGUUGA
Messenger RNA from Trypanosoma conorhini, 561 nucleotides. Its product is annotated as putative RNA-binding protein. The record is from RefSeq and is a predicted model, not a curated record. The transcript has a single exon. Gene Ontology annotation, molecular function: RNA binding. Bases 1 to 561 code for a protein of 186 amino acids. Lineage: Eukaryota; Euglenozoa; Kinetoplastea; Trypanosomatida; Trypanosomatidae.